UGCUUAACUGUGUAAACGCCUUAGAACCGGCGCCUCCUCAACAAGGGCCCGGGACCGAGCAAGCUGCCCUGAUGGUCGCCGCCGAGGAUAAAUCUCAUCACGAUUCAUCUGCCUCCGAGCCAUCCUCUCGCGAAGAAAGAAACAACGGUCGACCUCCGCCGCCUCUGCCGCCGCCGAGAUUCACGAACAACAGCGGAGUCUGACGUUGGCAGGAGCCAAUGGAACCAACGGAACCCACGGAACCACUGGACCCAAUGGUGGAGCACAGCACCCAACGCCGGCCAGGGAAGGACUCGCUUCCUCAGACUCCGGACAGCACUAAUGAGAAGAGGUUGUACGAUCAACUCAGGCACCAGUAUCGAGAUCAGACGCAACAAUAUCCGUUACUUCUACGACCUGAUCUUUUGGCAGGAGAAGGGAAUCUUCCAGCUGUCCUGCUGCAGGCGCCGCGAAGAGCGCCUAAAAGUGGAUGUUGUUUGGUUGCCUGGUGCGCAACUGUGGACUGGUGCGUGGACGAGAGUAGAAAGAAUGCUUCGGUGACUUAUUACUAGAUGCCAAGAGGAAAAUGAUAUUUUUAACCAUAUUGCAUUCAACGUUCAACGUUUUUUUCUUAAUGGAUUAUAGAUGGAUCAAUCUUGAUUUCUAAUGAAAGUGAAAUUCUUGAUGGUGAAAUGAAAUACUCAUCAAUAUUAUGGAGCAAUGAUGCAGAUAUUUCAAUGGGCAGUGUCAAUAAGUGGAAAUUGAAUAACCAAUGUAUGAUCCUUAGUCAGAAAAUAAUUUUCAAGGCUUCAACCAGAUACUCAUCAAUAUUAUGGAGCAAUGAUGCAGAUAUUUCAAUGGGCAGUGUCAGUAAGUGGAAAUUAAAUGACCAAUGGAUGAUCCUUAGUCAGAAAAUAAUUUUCAAGGCUUCAACCAGGACUGACGGAUAGAUCAAGCAGUGGUUUAGGCUACUAACGAUUUAUGAUCGAGGUAACAGAAAUUGCUCAAUAAUUUGGUGAAGGGUUGCUUUAGAAAUUUAAUAACGCUCAUGAAAAUAAUUUUAAACUUGAGAUAUAACGUCAUCAAAUUUAAUGCAUUAUGAUGAAGCAGAAAGCUAAGUCUAAUAUUUAUGUCAAUGCUUUUGUUCUUA
Ctenocephalides felis (cat flea) is the source of this 1129-nucleotide messenger RNA. RefSeq lists its product as uncharacterized. Lineage: Eukaryota; Metazoa; Arthropoda; Insecta; Siphonaptera; Pulicidae. The record is from RefSeq and is a predicted model, not a curated record. The coding region runs from base 219 to 551 and encodes 110 amino acids. The transcript has 2 exons.